GAGAGAGGAUGAAGACUGUUGGAGCCCACGCCCAGCCCUGCACCGCCCCGGCGAUCACAGUUCAGUUGCUUUUUUCGACCAUCGUUAGUAUUGGGCGGUUUCUAUAAAACUCUUCUAAAAUCAGCGGGAACUGUGGGCAUAGCAUACCGCCUGGAAAUACCGUUAUUGUUACGUGAUUUGUUCGUUUAGCAUUUUGUGUAUGUAUAUAGUGGAAUAUGAUAGGAUAAUCAACCUAUUGGAGGUUUCAGGAGUAAUGAGUUGCUUCCAGGACUUAGUGCCCAUAGCGCAACAAGGGACAGCGAGGGUACAGGUAACUGACCUGAGUGGAUCUGAUCAGGUGAACCCAAACCCUGCUGUUUUUGAGGAAUCUGGCAUGCUGGUGGAGCUCUACCUGUCUCCAGAAAAGCUGAAAUACUUUUCUGGAAUAGAAGACCUCAGCCUUAUCACCUGCCUGGAAAUCUGUGUGGACACUCGGGAAAACACUUUGGGCAACUUUGGUGCCUACUUGCCCAAGCUUAUACAACUGAAAAUGAACAACAGUAUGAUAAAGUCAGUGAGGGACCUUGGUACCACUCUGUCACAUCUGCAGGUGUUGUGGAUGUCUCGCUGCAGCCUGAGCGACCUGGAUGGAAUCCCCUCCUUCUCCUCUCUCAAGGAACUUUAUGUGGCCUACAACAAUGUGUCGGACCUGAGUCAGGUGAGCAUGCUGGAGGCUUUACAGCUGUUGGACCUGGAGGGGAAUGAUGUGGAUGACCUGGUGCAGGUGCAGUACCUGGGCCUCUGUUCCCAGCUUCACACACUCACUCUGGAGGGAAAUCCUGUCUGUGUGCGCCCCCACCCCAAUGCAAACCAGUCGGAGGGGGAGGAGGGUUACUGCUACCGGUCGGCGGUGAGGGACCUGGUCCCACAGCUGCGUUACCUAGACGACUUGUGUGCCAAGGAGGCGGGGCCUAGCUUCAGCAGCACCAUGGGAGAAGACUGGGCCCUGCUUAGACGAUCCAUCAAGGACGGCUGCUCGGCAGAGACAGCAGAGGAGGAGAGAAGAAAGUGCGCCUUCUCUAGACCCGCCUCAAGCCAACGCACAUCUAGCAGCCUGUCAGGUUCAUGUUCAUCCAGUCGACCAGCCAGUGCUAGGCCCCUCUCAGCAGCUGGCUCCAGACUCUUCCUUGGGCCGCGACCCUUGUCAGCUGCUGGCUCCAGAACCCUCUCCCCUCCCGAGUCCAGAACCGGUUUUGCUGAAGGAGAUCAAGGGUCUGUGGACCCAGGAGCUAGUGUUCUGACACAUGGUGCAGGCAAGAUCUUGUUCUGUGGGAACCCUGUACAGGCCCUCAGAGCCAGGCGGCAAAAGAUGAGGUCUGGAGCCCCCUCCCCUGUGUCCACUCCCAGUGACCCUCUCCAUGUUCCCGAACACACCUAUGACCUUGAGGAACAGGAUGGACGCCACCGCAGUGAAGUGUUUGCUGAGCUCAGGGCCUGGAGGGAGCAUCAUCACAAACGUCUAUUAGCAAUGGAGAGAGACGGACCUCAGAUACUGACCAUCUUUCAUAGUGAUGAAGAGGACGAUGAUGGGAAUGAAGGGAGUCUCAGCGUUUUCAGUGGUGAGGAAGAAGAGGUGGAUAAAGAUAGUGACAGGUCGACUCACUGGUUAAAUACCUGCUCACCAGAGUCAUCUAUCCAGUCCCCCUCUCCAGGUGUGUUUCAGAGAGAAGUCCAAUCCCCUGAAGUGGCCAAUCCUUCCCUGUCCCCUGACUCCACUCUGUCCCCCUCUCCCCCUCAAAGCGCCACAUCAGGCCAUGGUAGCCAGAGACCAUCUGAUCUUCGAGCUCGCAGACUGAAGGCCAUUGGCAGGGUGGCCGGAACUGGGCCUGGGGCCAUGGCUGUUCUAAGGCCUGCUAAAGACCCCACCGUGCCUGGAUCGACCAUAGGAGACCCCGGUUUUGGGAACCUGGAGCUCAGGGAGGCUGUGAGGCUCAGAGUCCCUCUGCUGCCACAAGCUAUGCUCCACAGGCCUCACAGGCCAGCCUCUAGCCCCCUCUUCAGAGGGCUUAGCUCGCUGGCAGGCCAAGAUUCGGUGCAGUCUGUUCAUGAGCAUCAGUCCCUCAUCUCGUGCAGACCGCCAGAGACGCCAGCCGUCUUGCGUCCUCGCACAGCCAGGGCAGUCCUGCAGAAAACCCCACAGCCUCUCACAAACCAGCCCAACAGGGGCGACUCUCACUGAGACAUACGAUGUGUGUGACACAUGGGACCGCAUUCGUUUUGUUCCUGUGAGUGGAACCCUCAAGGAAGGAGCCAAUGGCAGAGAUGCAGUAAAGGCAAAAAUGUUUGUAAUUUUCUAAGUAGCGGCUCUCGUAUGAGCUGGAUCCUGGGGGCUUGAUUACCUCCAACAGUUGCCUGGAGAAUGGAACAUAGAAUGGAACAAAGCUAUGGAAUCCAAUUAUCCUGUCUGUGUUCCCUCUGCUGGACAGUUUCCUGCUUCCUUCUUCCUCCCAUAAUACAUUUCUGACAUGGACUGAUAAAACACACAGUACCCUUUUUAAGGACAAUAGCUUUUUUUCUGUUAAUGGAAAUUAUAUUUUUUAUCUCA
Messenger RNA from Esox lucius (northern pike), 2584 nucleotides. RefSeq names its product leucine rich repeat containing 56 (gene lrrc56). NCBI's taxonomy places the organism in Eukaryota, Metazoa, Chordata, Actinopteri, Esociformes, Esocidae. Bases 200 to 2218 code for a protein of 672 amino acids. The transcript has 12 exons. The record is from RefSeq and is a predicted model, not a curated record.